AUUAAUGUGCAGUACUGACUCUGACCUCUGGGGGCGCUGCAGCUGCAGCUCCACUCUCUCACAGUUGUGUACCUUCUUUAAACCACAUUUGUUGACGCUAAUAUUUAAAACACACAAAAAAAAUCCGGAACUGCCGCCGCUGUUGCUGCUGUGUUUGCUGUCUCUCAGGUCGCAUGAGAGUCAGUGAAAUUGAAGAUAACAUAGAGCAGAAAUGGAGUCAGUUUUCUUGAGGUUUGACUCUUAUGACUUCGAGGCUGAUCAGAGGUUUCAGGACGGGUUAAAGGUUUUAGACAAGUCCAACAGCAGCAGCAGGGAUGAAACCAAACUGCAGGACAUGAAACUCUUCUUUUAUAACCGGUUUGUUGAGCCCAUAGACAGAGCGAGCUAUAAGCAGUGGAGAUCUGCUUCUCCAGGUGUGACACCGAUGGAGCAGGGGACGCCUUCAGAUUCAGACUCUGAUAUCAGUAAAAACCAGGCGGCUGAAUCGUCCGCAGAGACAGAGGUAAAGCAGCUUUCCUUUGCAGAGGUAAUGCACCUGAUUCAGGAGGGAAAGGAAGUGCCGGGAGCAAAAAAACUGGACAUAAAACCGAGCAACCAGAGUCCCACUCCUUCUCAGAUGGAGAGGAUACGUAAACCCUGGGAAUUAGCAUCAUCUUCCAAGUGACCUUUACCUCAUUAUAGCACUGUGUCGAUAAAAAUACAUUGUUUUUAAUAAAAACAUUAAAUUUUUUAACCAGA
Molecule: messenger RNA, 738 nt
Organism: Lates calcarifer (barramundi perch)
Lineage: Eukaryota; Metazoa; Chordata; Actinopteri; Centropomidae
Exons: 2
Coding region: 212-664 (150 amino acids)
Source: RefSeq, a predicted model, not a curated record